CGACAAACAGCUCCGUUCCCGCUGUCUCUUCCCAUCCCAACCCGAUAAAUAGAAGGAGGGAGGAAUUGAGUCGAGCCUCAUUCUAGACGCCCCCAAUUCGGAUUCAAGGAGCGAACGUCCAACUAUCUUCACCUCGAUCAUCCCGCGAAGAUUCGGAACACCAAGCCGAUAUUCGAUCGCCUCACUCUCUCGAGAGAUAACAACGAUUAAAUUACGAGUUACAUAUUACCACCGUCUUCAAAAUGGCCUCCUCCUCCAUCACAGGGCUCUUCAGCCGCCUCUCCCUCCUCUCACGAACCACACCCUCAACCACCACCAUGACAACCCCACGCCUCUUCUCGACAACCUCAUCCUCCCUCGCCCGCAAGGUUCCCACCCCAGCCGGCCCCCCCAAAGCCGCCCGUCGCAACCGCGCCGCCCCCAAAUCCGAAAACUUCAACCGCAUCCGCACCCUGCGCCGCAACAUGUUCUCGCCCGCUCCCCCCCCCCUGCGCAUGGCUCGUCAGCGAUACCUGCGCCACUGGACCAUCCACCGCGCCUGGAUGCUCUUCCGCCGCAAGCAGCACGAGGCCAUUGCCAAAGAGAGGAGCAGGAUGUAUGCCGGCAUGUACAAUGCCUGCGAGGAGCUGCGCAAGACAGUUGGGCCUGGAUCUAGGGACGAGGGAUACCUGUACAGAGUUGCCAUGGAGAAGAAGGGCGUCUAUGGGCUUGAGGGCGUGCCGAUAGAGUAUGCUAGAUUCCAGACAGACAGCCCGGCGAAAGAGCCCUGGAAUCACGAUUGGAAGAGGUAGAGAAGGGAAUUCAUGACGGAGAACUUGUGGAGAAAAAUAAAAAGAGGAAACGAGAUAGACGUUAUGUAUGAAUAUGAAGAAUUGUAUAAUACC
Messenger RNA from Trichoderma virens Gv29-8, 884 nucleotides. RefSeq lists its product as uncharacterized. The transcript has a single exon. Gene Ontology annotation, biological process: mitochondrial translation. The coding region runs from base 243 to 791 and encodes 182 amino acids. Gene Ontology annotation, molecular function: structural constituent of ribosome. NCBI's taxonomy places the organism in Eukaryota, Fungi, Ascomycota, Sordariomycetes, Hypocreales, Hypocreaceae. The record is from RefSeq and is a predicted model, not a curated record.